This is a messenger RNA of Brachypodium distachyon (stiff brome), 1421 nucleotides long. Its product is annotated as BURP domain-containing protein 3. The transcript has 2 exons. The record is from RefSeq and is a predicted model, not a curated record. Lineage: Eukaryota; Viridiplantae; Streptophyta; Magnoliopsida; Poales; Poaceae. The coding region runs from base 130 to 1113 and encodes 327 amino acids.
CUUUUGGUUCUGCCGGUGUCGUAGCUGGUUUUCAGAGCUAGACUGGAGGAGACUCGGGUCUCCCCAUAAAUAUCGACCUGCAUCCGGUAGCUACGAACAGACACACACACACACACCAGCUUAGUCACCAUGAGUUCCUUCUCAAUGGAUAGGCUCCCCGUCGCCGGCCUCCUUGCCUUCCUGCUGCUUCCGAUUCUGUCAAUAGAAAUCGGAGAUGCAACAACUGGAGCUCCGGCCGAGGAAUACUGGAAGUCCGCUCUUCCCAACAACACUCCCAUGCCAGCCUCCCUUUCCCGCCUCAUCAGGGGGAGGAGCUCCGUCAACAAUGGCUACGACAAAUCCGCGACGAAGGCGCAGCUGCGCAAGGCAUGCGGCAUCUACAACCGCUACGAGAAAUCCGCAACGGAGGAGCAGAUGCAGCAGCACCAUGCCGCCGGCGUCGCGCUCUUCUUCCUAGAGAGCGACAUCCAGCCAGGGAAGAAGCUCACCCUCCAUUUCAUGCCUGCAUAUGUGGCCGGAGAGAAGUUCCUCCCACGCGGCGAGGCCGACGCCAUCCCCUUCUCGUCCGACAAGAUCCCGGAGAUCCUCAGCCGCUUCUCCUUGAGCCCGGGCUCCGCCGAGGCGGCGGAGGUGGCGGAGACGCUGCGGGACUGCGAGAGGCCCGCGGCGAAGGGCGAGAGGAAGGCGUGCGCCACGUCGCUGGAGUCCAUGGUCGACUUCGCCGUGUCGGGCCUCGGGACCAGCCACGUCAGGGUCACCUCGACUGCCGUCGUGGCAGGAGGAAAGGAAGACUCCUUCCAGAAGCAGGAGUACACGGUGGCCGGCGUGAAGCGCGCGUCGGCGGCCGCCGGCGCUCAACGGCUGGUGGUCUGCCACGCGGAGCCGUAUGCCUACGCCGUGUUCUCCUGCCACCUGGCACGUGCCACGAGGGCGUACACGGUGUCCGUCGUCGGCGAGGACGGCACGGCGGCGGAGGCCGCCGCGGUGUGCCACACGGACACGGCCGGCUGGAACCCGAAGCACCUCGCGCUGCAGAUGCUCAACGUGAAGCCCGGCACGGUGCCGGUCUGCCACUUUCUGCCGCAGAACGACGUUGUCUGGGCUCGCAGCUAGCGGCUGACACUUCGAUAUAUCCUGCCGGCUGGGUUCGCGCGCUUAAUUGUGUUGUGUUCUGUAUGCUUGCUUUGUCGUCGGUAUGUUGUCGUAAAAAAUAAGGCAGGAAUCGCCAAUAUCACUGACGGAGGAUGAAUCGGCCGGUGAUGGAUGGCCCGUAGGUAUUAUACGUCACCGAAGCCUCGUCAGCUACCUAGUUAAUUUGUACUGUUAUGCACAGUUUGGUUUGGUGUGGUAACUAUCUGUAUCGCUGUAUUUAGAUUAAUCCCAGUGAUGGAACGCGCGCUACUUUGUUCCUUUUGCUGCAA